AUGGAAGAAAAUAAUAAUAAUAAAAUUUACGGUACCUACGACCCUAGAACUAUAUUACCACCUCCACCUCCACCACCAGUCAAUGCUUAUUAUAACCCAUAUUACGAAUGUAAUAAUUUUGUUGAAGAACCUUUGCCCCCACCUCCACAAGAGAGACUCGAUACUGGUAUGGUAUAUAGAAAUGAUAAUUUAGUUAUGGGUGGAUAUAAUGACUAUAUGAAUAGUGAAAGUGAUGAAAUAUAUUUAAUUAAUCAUAACAACAUCGAAAAUAAUAAUCAUUGGUUAUCGUCAACAAAUACAACAAACAAUGCCCCUUAUUAUUACUACCCACAACAACAAUAUAUAUAUGGAGAACAACUAAGUAAAGGAACUGUAGAAGAUGAAAAAAACAACUUUAAAAUUCAACAACAACAAAAUUUUCAAAAUCAAUUUUAUAAUGAUGUACCACCACAAGAUUUCGUUAAUCAAGUUGCUGCUAGAAUUAAAGAAAUGGAUGUUGAAAAUAAUGUAGAAUCCGAUCAUCAAGAAGAUCCUGCAGAUGCCACCAUGUCAAUGCUAAUAUUACUAUUAGGUGUUUUCUUUUUUGUUCCUUUAUUCUUUUCUGUUCUAUAUUUAAAAUCUAAAGAUAAAUAUGCUAGAAGAUUUGCAUGGACCUCAUUCAUAUUGGCUUUUCUCUUUUUGUUUAUUAUCAUUCUUUCAACAUUUGGUUUUUUAAAUGUAAGUGAUAUUGAAUUUAUUUAA
Molecule: messenger RNA, 741 nt
Organism: Dictyostelium purpureum
Lineage: Eukaryota; Evosea; Eumycetozoa; Dictyosteliales; Dictyosteliaceae
Exons: 2
Coding region: 1-741 (246 amino acids)
Source: RefSeq, a predicted model, not a curated record